Messenger RNA from Erinaceus europaeus (western European hedgehog), 1880 nucleotides. It is a transcript of the gene PNRC1, whose product is annotated as proline rich nuclear receptor coactivator 1. Gene Ontology annotation, biological process: nuclear-transcribed mRNA catabolic process, nonsense-mediated decay. The transcript is spliced from 2 exons. The record is from RefSeq and is a predicted model, not a curated record. The coding region runs from base 249 to 1232 and encodes 327 amino acids. Gene Ontology annotation, cellular component: P-body; nucleus. Lineage: Eukaryota; Metazoa; Chordata; Mammalia; Eulipotyphla; Erinaceidae.
CUCGGGGAAGGGUGUCUAGCCAUGCCGCGUUCUUAUUGGGCCCUAUCAGGGAAGUGGGUGGGCAAGGGGGCGGAGCUUCAGAUAACAACACUGGGAGCUGGGGCCGCGGCUAUUUGUUGCUGCGCCGCCACCGCCCAAGGAUGAAGUGCGCUUCUCUCGGGCUCUCGUAGCAGCCGCAGCCGCUUCGUCUCUACGAUCUCUGCUUGCUUUUGCGCCCCUACCCCCGCUUGAACCAUCCUCCUCGCGCCAUGACCGUCGUCUCCGUCCCGCAGCGGGAGCCGCUGGUCCUGGGCGGCCGUCUCGCGCCCGUAGGAUUCUCCGCCCGCGGUUACUUCGGGGCCCUCCCGAUGGUGAGUCCGGCCCCGCCGCCUUUGCCUCGGAUCCCGGACCCCCGGGCGCUGCCUCCCACCCUCUUCCUCCCUCACUUUAUGGGAGGAGACGGUCCCUGUCUGGCCCUGCCGGCUCGCGCUCCGGCCCCGCUGCCCAACUGCAGCCUCGCCGCUGCUGGGGGCCCUCCUCGGGCGGCGCCGAAGAAGCGGCGGAAGAAGAAGGUGCGGGCCAACCCGGCGGGGCAGCUACCCAGCCGUUUCCACCAGUACCAGCAACACCGGCCGAGCCUGGAGGGUGGCCCGAGCCCCGUCGCCCAGAGUCAGAGUGGAGCGCCGGAGGAGGUCACGGAGCGGACCGUCGCCUCUGCCGCUGGACCCGCGGCCAGACGAACCGACGCGGCAAGCCCGUUCCCCGGCCAGCUGCCACCAGGGGCGCCCGACCAGCCGUCGCUUGGAAGAGAGGUUUUAAAAUCAAAGAUGGGAAAAUCAGAGAAAAUUGCCAUUCCCUACGGCCAGUUUGUGCACGGUUUACACGUAUGUGAACAACCAAAGAUAAACAGACAGAAAAGCAGAUUCAACUUACCGCUAACCAGGAUCACUUCUACAAAAAGAAAUGAAAAUAACUUUUGGCAGGAUUCUGUUGCAUCGAGUGUAAUUCAGAAGCAGGAAAAAAAGCCGUUUAAAAAUACUGAGAACAUUAAGAAUAUGCAUUUGAAGAAAUCAUUUGUAACUGAAGUGAGCCAAAAAGAAAAUUACGCUGGGGCAAAGUUUAGUGAUCCACCUUCUCCUAGUGUUCUUCCAAAGCCUCCUAGUCACUGGAUGGGAAGUACUGUUGAAAAUUCCAACCAAAAUAAGGAGUUAAUAGCAGUACACUUAAAAACUCUCCUAAAAGUUCAAACUUAGAUUUCAGUAUGUAUGUAAAACAUAGUGUUCCCAAAAUUCCUGAACUCUUAAAAGGAAAAUUGGUACAGAAAUGGAAUUUUGCCUUGUUGCAGCAUACAAGGGCAAAAGAGCUUAAACAGUUACAGCUUAUAUUUUAUAUUUUGUAAAUACUGUAUACCAUGUAUUAUGUGUAUAUUGUUCAUACUUGAGAGGUACAUUAUAGUUUUGUUAUGAAAGUAUGUAUUUUGCCCUGCCAUACUGGUAGGUGUUUUGUAUAUAUGCAAUGGAGAUUUUUAAGUGUGUGCUAAGGCACAUGAAAGACCAAUUCAUUUGCACACAAGGCACUGAGAUUUUUUUUCUCCCUCCACCAAGAAACAGCUAUCAAAUCUCAAGUUGAAGAUCUAAAUGUGAACAGUUCACUAAUGCACUACUGAAGUUUAAGUCUGUGGCAUAAUCAUUGUAAACAUGGAGUUUGUCUGUGUUUCUCUAAAUUUAUUUCUGCCCUCUAUAAUUACUAGAAAAUGCCUAUUCACAUUUGUCCCAAACUUAAUUUCUGGUUUUCGGCUUCUUUCCAUUCAAAUUUAAAGUACUCCUAAUUUUAAUGCCAACAAAAUUGGUUGUAAUCAAAUUUUUAAAUAAUAAUAAUAAUAAUUCGGCCCCCCCUUUUAA